Messenger RNA from Calliphora vicina (urban bluebottle blowfly), 646 nucleotides. RefSeq names its product technical knockout (gene tko). The transcript is spliced from 2 exons. The coding region runs from base 165 to 581 and encodes 138 amino acids. Lineage: Eukaryota; Metazoa; Arthropoda; Insecta; Diptera; Calliphoridae. Gene Ontology annotation, cellular component: small ribosomal subunit; ribosome. Gene Ontology annotation, biological process: translation. Gene Ontology annotation, molecular function: structural constituent of ribosome. The record is from RefSeq and is a predicted model, not a curated record.
CAUGUUUAUAUGUGCAGAUUUAUGGUUUAAUUUAUUCAAGUUAAUUUUGUAUUAAAAUCUAAAUAAGUUAAAGAAAUUAUUAGUUAGUAUAAAAGUUUGUUAAAUUAACUUUAAAACAGUGUUUUUUGUUUUUAUCAAGCAACGUUAAAGUCUUGUCAAACAACAUGAAUUUCUUAAGACAAACAUUCAGCGUUACGAAACAAUUGACAGCACAGGUUAUCAACAACUCGUUCCUCCAGCAGAUGCGUGAAAUGUCUUCACUCUAUCAAAUGCAUCGUACCGGACCCCAUAUUAAGAAGCGUCCACCACGACAACCCUUAGAGGGCAAACCCUUUGCCAAGGGUGUAGUGCUCAAGACUCUGAUCAAAAAGCCGAAAAAACCCAAUUCGGCGAAUCGUAAAUGUGUGCUGGUGCGUCUGUCAACUGGCAAAGAAAUGGUGGCCUAUAUACCCGGCAUCGGUCACAAUUUACAAGAACAUAAUAUCGUAUUGUGUCGUGUGGGUCGUGUACAGGAUACACCCGGUGUUAAGCUAAAAUGUAUUAGAGGUGUCUACGAUUUAAAUCAUGUUAUUAAAAAAUAAAUAAAAAAAUAUAUGAAUUCUUUGUAAAACAAAUAAUCAAUAAUAAUGUUGCAAUUGUUUUUCUU